UCUCAUGUACUGGAACUUUGAUUCAGGCUGCAUCUGCAUUCACCAUUACAAGGUUGAUGUAAUAAAAACAUGAAGAACAAAAAUGUUCUUGACAAAAUUUUGAAAAUAUGGAAAUUCAGACAAAUUGAUCAGGAAGUGAAUUUUUAUAGGCUCUGUAGUUAUCCAUCAAUUUGUUGUGUAUAUGCAAAUUCAUGAGGCGAUUAACCAUUUAUAUGGUUUCAGUCAUAACAGUCAUAACUACAACGUGGCCCGCGACAAAAAGGAGUUUCCAUUUCAAGAUAUAAACCUAUUGGUAGACGUCAGGGUUCUUCAUAUGUCACACUACACGGAAGAAAAAAAUCAAACGUUAGACUUUUCAUUUUGGCUUUGUAGGGCCAAAUCGUUGGUCGUGGAUUAUGUCACACAACAAGGAGUUUUAUCAUUCCUGACAAAAUAUGUCGGGCGCGAUCUGGGAAAUCAGCCACAUUAGCAAAUCGGGCCAAUAAUGGGUCGAAAAUCUUAUAGUGUGAUCCAGGCACAAGGUGCACACAGGAUUGUGUGUUGUAUAAACUAAUGCACUCAAAUAUAGAAAUACUAAUGCAGUGUCCAAAAUUAAUUUAUUGACUCAACGGCCAAAUUGCCCAGUCUUCUUUUCCCUUCAGCUUGUCCUGUUAGGGGUCGCCACAGCAUGACAUCCUUUUCCAUGAAAGUAUAUCUCCUGCAUCUUCCUCUCUAACGCCAACUGCCCUCAUGUCUUCUUUCACGACAUACAGUAUAUUAACCUUCUCUUUGGACUUCCUCGCUCUCUCUUGCCUGGCAGCUUCAUCCUCAUCAUCAUCCAAUAGGACUCACUAUCUCUCCUCUGAACGUGUCUUGUGUGCUCUCUCUAACUUUGUCUCCAAAACAUCUAACCAUGGCUGUCGCUCUGAUGAGCUCAUUUUUAAUCCUCUCCAACCUGGUCACUCCUACAGAGAACCUCAAAAUAUUCAUUUCCGCCACCUCCAGCUCUGUUUCCUGUUGUCUCUUCAGUGCUACUGUCUCUAAUCCAUACAUCAUGGCUGGCCUCACCAUUGUCUUAUAAACUUUGACCUUCAUCCUAGCAGAAACUCUUCUGUCAAAGAACACACCUGACACCUUCCUCCAACCGUUUCAACCUGCUUGGACCCGUUUCUUCAUUUCAGAAUCAGAAUCAUCUUUAUUUGCCAAGUAUGUCCAAAAAACACACAAGGAAUUUGUCUCCGGUAGUUGGAGCCGCUCUAGUAUGACAACAGACAGUAAAUUGACAGAGAACACUUUUGAGACAUAAAGACAUUGACAAAAAUAGUUGUGAAAGUGACCUUUUCAAAUCUGCAGUAGAAGGUAUUCAAGUUGUUGGCCAGUGUCCUAUUGUUCUCAGCUUGGGGGGAUCGUCGCUUGUAAUUUGUCAGCGAUUGUAAUGCAUGCCAGACUGAUUUUGAGUUGUUAGCGCUAAACUGUUUUUCCAACUUUGCUGCUUAGUUCCUCUUUGCCAUGUUAAUUUCUUUAGUCAGCUGGUUUCUAGCUCUAUUAUACAUGGACCCUGUCCCCACUUUGAUAUGCAUCCUCCUUAGCUUGGUGAUGUUGCUUAAAUUUGGCAGUGAACCACGGCUUGUUGUUGUUGAAUGUGCGAAAUUACUUUGUUGGUACACACACCUCUUCACAGAAACUGAUAUAGGAUGUGACAGUGUCCGUAUAGUCAUCCAGGCUGCCAGCUAAAUUUUCAAAGACACUCCAGUCUGUGCAGUCUAAACAGCUUUGAAGUUCCAUCUUUGGUUCAUUGGUCCACUUUUUCACUCUUUUCACUGUAGGCUUUGCACAUUUAAGUUCUUGCCUGUAUGUCGUAUUAAGUGAAUUCAGCAGUGAUCAGACAAGCCCAGGGCUGAACGAGGUUUGGCACGGUAUGUGUUAUUUAGCGUAGUAUAGCAGUGGUCUAAAAUGUUAUUUUUCCUGGUAAGACAGUCGAGUUGCUGCUUGUAUUUAGGGAGUUCGUGGUUGAGUUUAGCUUUGUUAAAGUCUCCGAGAAUAAUGAGGGGUGAGUCAGAGUGGUGAGCAUUAGCAGUGUGGCGUUCAUGUUAGCUUGAGGCAGAAUGUAGACACCGGUGAGAAUGAAUGAUGCGAACUCACGAGGCGAGUCGAAUGGCUGACAGUUAAAAACCAGCGACUCCAAAUGGGGGCUGCAGUGUGUGCUGAGCUCUGUGACGUCUGUACACCAUUUUUCGUCGAUAUAAAAGCAUAUCCCGCCGCAUUUUGUUUUCCCCGAUGAUUCUAUGUCGCAGUCUACCUGGUGAAGAUGGAAGGCGGGAAGCAUGAGGGUGCCGUCGGGUACAGCCUCACAAAGCCAAGAGUCUGUAAAGCACAUGGCGGCGGAACCUCCGAAGUUUUUAUUGGUCUUUAUCAGAAGAUGAAGCUCGUCCAUUUUUUUGGGUAGGGAGCAUAGAUUCGCGAGGUGGAUCGACGGAAACGCCAAUCUGUAUCCUCUCUUGCGUAGCUUCACCUGGAUGCCGGCUCGCUUCCUCUGUGGCGUCGCCUCCGCCUCCAUGCGCCAAAGACAGCGGUCGCUGCUCCGGUGAGUAACUCAGGGAAAAAACUGAGCGGAUUUGAGAAAGUUGGUGAAAGAAAGUCGAGAGUAGCCUCCUUGAUGGUUAGCCAGUCUCCCCUUGUGUAAGUGAGUAGUUUAAUGUCUCCAAAGACGAACGAAAUACACAAAAACAAAAACAAUACUAGAGAGCACGUAACCGAGGCGUCCACACAGGUAGGCGCCAUCUUAACGGUGCUUGCUCUGGACUGUUGACCCCAAGUAUUCAAAGUCCUCCACCUUCGCUAUCUCUUCUCCCUGGAGCCUUACUCUUCCCCCUCCUCCCCUCUCAUUAAUGCACAUAAAGGUAUAUUCUGUUUUUGGCUAAUCUUCAUUCCUCUCCUUUCCAGUUAAUGCCUCCACCUUUCUAACUGUUCCUCCACCUGCUCUCUGCUUUCACUGCAGAUCACAAUGUCAUCUGCGAACAUCAUGGUUCACGGGCGUUCUAGUCUAACCUAAUCUGUCAGCCUACCCAUCACCACUGCAAACAGGAAGGGGCUCAGGGCUGAUUCCUGAUGCAGUCCCACCUCCACCAUAAACUCUAGUCUGUCACACCUACAGCACACGUCACCACUGUUCUGCUGCCCUCAUACAUGUCCUGUACUAUUCCAACAUACUUCUCUGCCACUCCAGACUUGCACAUGCAGUACAAAGGUUCCUCUCUGGGUACUCUGUCAUAGGCUUCCGCUAGGUCAUGAGUGUCAAACUCAAGGCCCGGAGGCCAGAUGCGCCCCGCCACAUCAUUUUAUGUGGCCCGCGAAAGCAAAUCAUGCUCGUCAACUUCUGUGAUUUUUGCUAAAAUCUGUCCAAAUUCCAAAUUCUCAUAAUAAUAAACAAUAAUGUUGAGAUGCAUUUUUCUGUUACCAAACCCUUCUUAUACAGUAACUUAAACAAUACUUGUCUUCUGAUUUCAAAACUAGUUAUCCCUUAAUUUGUUGCGUUAUCGUAAUAAUACGAUUUGGUGAUUAAACAUUUCAGUAUUCUAACGGCCCUCUGAGGGAAAUCAUAACUACAAUGCGGCCCGAGACAAAAAAGAUUUUGCCCCCCCUGCUCUAGAUCUACAAAGAGAAAAUGUAGCUCCUUCUAACCUUCUCUGUACUUCUCCAUUAACAACCUCAAGGCAAAUAAUGCGUCUGUGGUACUCUUUCUCGGCAUGAAACCAUACUGUUGCUCGCAAAUAGUCACUUCUGUCCUAAGUCUAGCCUCCACUACUCUUUGCCUUAACUUCAUUGUGUGGCUUAUCAACUUUCUUCCUCUAUAGUUCCCACAGCUCUGCACAUCACCCUUUUUUUUUUUGUCCUGUUUGGCUGUUAGGUGAAGCAGAAUGGAAAAUCUGUAUCCCUUUUAUGCUGGAACAGUGUUACUGUGUCACAGUGGAGUUUUUAAGCUUCUGCUGUGGUAUUAUAAUUGAGGUUUAUUCAGAAUCAGACUUGAUCAGUCGAACAGAACAAAGUUUCUGGAAAGGAGAGAGAAACAAAGACAAAAGACAAAGCACUAAUUGUAAACAGGAUGAGAGAAGUAAAUCAUUACAUUAUCUACAACAAUGAAACAUUAAAUAUGAGUGUUGCAUGGGGUUAUAGUGCACACACCCUGUGAGGGAAGGACAGGACAAGAUAGAACUGGACAAGGACAGGAGAAGAAGCAUGCAGGACAAGGGCCGUGAACCCGGCUGUACAACUGAAGUGUGGUGACAUUAAUUAUGUAAAUUAUAAAAGUCUACAGGACGAGAGUAUAAGUGAGGGGAUACACAAGCGGUUUGCAUUUUCAUGAGUUAUUUGUUGCAGUAAGUGCGUGACCCCACACCCAGUGUAAGAGUCCUAGGGUUGUGUGCCUGUGGAUACAUGCAAGUAAAUUGAUACCGUUUUACAUGCACAAAGACUGACAGAAGUGUCCUGUAAUUGCUGUGGCCGCACCGCGGCAGCUGAGGACCCCACCCAAUCAAUUGAGGGGCGGGAUCGGGCCCAGGGGUACACUCGAGAGCAGCCCGGCGGACAGGACACGUCCCACACCGAGGAACCCAGGGCGGUCCAUCGGCCCCACCUAGGCGGUCCAACAAUCGCGGGCGCCGCAGGGACCCAAUGCCAUCCCUCCAGCUAACCACCACACCCACCGCCAUACACGCCCCGCCACCACACCUCCCCUCCACCCCCAGGAAAGACAGACGCCCCCCCAACCCCUAGGGCUUGCGAUGCAGCCAGUCCUCGCCCAGCCCGAGGGCGGGAGAGUGUCCCUUGUUUGUUGGAAAGGAGGGCAGAUAGGGGCACCCGACAAGGGAAUGAUAAGGGUGGGGGGAACCCAAGGAGCAGCCGCGGGCCAUGAGAGGUCAGCCCCAACACCAAACAGUCAUCCAGCCCGGGGGGCCCGGCCUCAGGAGCACCGCCAUGCAAGUAUAUUUCUGUAUUCAUGGACCACAAAGGAGAACCUAUGGAAGGAGUCAUGGGCCUGGAGGAACUGCCACAGAUGGAUGGAACAUGUGAUGCAUGUGAACCUGACGAGGCUCAACUUGCUACGCAAUUAUGCCACACCUGCAGCUUUGCCUUCUGCUGUUUGCAUGGUGACAGACAUGCCUCCAGUACACAUCACCCGCUAAUGCCCUAUAAACAUGAUGGGACGCAUGCUAAUGGAGUUAACUCAAACACAUACUCUGUAUUUGGAAGUGGGGCCAAAGAGGAGACGUUGAUGGGGUUACUGAAUGAACAGGACAUGGCUCUGAGGCAAGCAGCGCUUGGAGAUGAGAGUGGUGAUGAUAUGAAUGGCCAUGAAUCCAAGAAUCGCCCAGAGUUAGGAGCUGAGGUUUCAGAAGAUGGGCAGGAGAACAUGGCUGCUAUAGAGGCAGUGAAGAGGGACACUGUGACAGUAGCUAGGCUACGUUGCCUGGAGCAUGGGCAGGAUGGAUCCCUCUACUGUAAACCAGAUGAAAAGAUAAUCUGUGUUGUGUGUGCUGUGCAGGGUGAGCACCAGGGACAUGAAAUUAUCACCCUGCAUGAUGCUUACAUCUGGCAGAAGAAUAGACACUGUUGUGACCUGCUAGACUGUACACGACAGAUGGAAGAAAAGAUCUCAAACAAGUGGACAAAUCCAGAGAUGUCUGCAGUGGAACUGGAGGCGUAUGUGAGCCGUCAGUUCGAUGCACUUCGCAGAUUGGUACAUCUGGAAGAAAAGAGGACCCUACACCUUGUAGAUCUCAAAGAGGCGUCCCUAUUAGCAUCUGCUGCCGAGAAAAUUGCGGAGAUCAAUGUUCAAACUGAGCGUCUCCAGGAAGAAAUGGCCAGCAUUACACAGCAGCUUUGCUUGUUGGACAAGGAAACAAUUGGUCCUUCACUGGCAGCAAAGGCCCUCGCAGAAGCCUCAGGACCAAGUCAUAAAUUACCGAAUGACUUUGAGCCCAGACCAAGGCUACCAGUGCCAAGGGCAGACCCGGUGGACCCGCAGGACUAUGAAGUCGGUGGUUCUGGACCUUCCAUGGACCACGCCCAUGCCCCAUAAUAGUAGCCUUUCUGUUCAUUAACUUGUGCUUCAACCCACUCUCAGACUCAUUGUGCUCUUAAGUGUCCCUCCUCCUCAAAUGGCAGUGAAGUGACCUUGAAGUCACGUGACAGCUCAAGGGGGAACAACUUUUCCCCUCUCGAACAUUUACAUUUUUUUUCAACCAUUAAUUUCGCUUAAUGGAAACACUGCAGUUCUCUGCAAUCGAUUACAAUCUGGCCCAAUUUCCACUGCCAGCUGGAUCCAGGGCUUGCUAGUGUGCCUACGGACUCAGAGAUGGAGAUUGGGUACGUUAAGCUCAGCAGAUGUCAGAAAUUGGACAUUUCUUCAAUACUAGGAUUUUUUUACUUUCUGUUUUUCUAUUUUUAGGACAGGAGUGUUGAAAGCUUUUUUUGUAUUUGGUUGUGUUAUGAAGGACAUCAAACUACUUUUUAUACUCUUGUCUCUUCCGCUUCUCAUCAUCCUGGUACCCCUAUAGUCAGGUUUACAUGGAGCUAGAGCUGCAUGAUUAUAGCCAAAAUGCUCAUCAUAAUUAUUUUGAUCAAUAUUGUAAUCACGAUUAUUCCUCAAGGGAAAACGUCUGUAUUUUUAUUGCACUACUUCUCAUCAAACAAUAUGUAAACAGUUUUCAGUGCAAAAUGAGACUUUAAGAAUAAAUAACUCAUCAUAAAAAAAAUUACAUUUUCCCAAGAAUUAACAUUUUUCCAAGAGCUAACUGAAUAAAUACGCUAUUACAGAGUACAAACAGAGGUACGACUCACUGGAAACAAAUAGUCUAUACUUAAAAGGUGAUAACAAUUGGCUUCGAGCACCAACUUUUCGUGUGAAAAUCCCCGUCAAUAUAGUGAAUUAUUAAGGACAGGUAGAGCUCCUUUGUUCUUAAGUGAAUUUAAUCGUCGCAGCCAAAAUUGGGAUCACGAUUGAAAUUUGAUUAAUUGUGCAGUCCUAAAUGGAGAUUUAUAUUCUGAUUAGAAUUUGAUUAGAAGCCCAAACCGAAUAAAAAUGCUCCAUAUAAACACCUCAAUCGGCGUAAACAGGCCGAAUCCCAAUGGAAUUUCAUUCGAUUCACAGGGGGAGGAAUAUUCCUUUUGCCAAACCGUUAAGAAGUACAUUUUCGUCAUGUAAACCGUGAAUCGUAAUGGUGCCGAGCUGUCUCAUGCCUUCGCAUGCUCUGUUAUGACAUAAAUGGGCCAUGACGUCAUCGUUUAUGCAUUAAAAAAUGUGGUUUCCAACCAGA
Messenger RNA from Phyllopteryx taeniolatus (common seadragon), 7295 nucleotides. RefSeq names its product tripartite motif containing 44 (gene trim44). NCBI's taxonomy places the organism in Eukaryota, Metazoa, Chordata, Actinopteri, Syngnathiformes, Syngnathidae. The transcript is spliced from 6 exons. Gene Ontology annotation, molecular function: zinc ion binding. The coding region runs from base 4976 to 6058 and encodes 360 amino acids. The record is from RefSeq and is a predicted model, not a curated record.